Messenger RNA from Corticium candelabrum, 2843 nucleotides. RefSeq lists its product as uncharacterized. The transcript is spliced from 19 exons. NCBI's taxonomy places the organism in Eukaryota, Metazoa, Porifera, Homoscleromorpha, Homosclerophorida, Plakinidae. Gene Ontology annotation, molecular function: serine-type endopeptidase inhibitor activity. The coding region runs from base 158 to 2545 and encodes 795 amino acids. The record is from RefSeq and is a predicted model, not a curated record.
UAAUAAAUAAAUUAUUAAUUAAUUAGUAUUGAUUUUCGUUUGUUUCUCGUGCCAGCCAGUGACAUGCACGUCUACGUCACAAAUGCAAGUUACACACGUGCCUCCUGGCACGGCAAGCACCGCACGUGACGAUUAUUAUUCUAACUGAGAGAUCAACAUGGCCAACGUACUUCUUAUUUUCUUCUUCCUUGCCACACUUCGUAGUCUCUCAUCUUCCACCACGACCUGUUCAGAUCUUGGUCUCAUGUCGGGAGGUCAUCCCACUGUCGUUACCGCCAAGUCUCAUUCUGGUGAUUCGCCGCAAACCUCGAAUAUCGUCUGGGAUAAGGAUGGCACGCUUGACACGACCUUGACGAGCAGCGUGUCGUGCACUGAAGAUGGAGACAACUUGGUUAUUAGCAGCGCCGGCAUUCCAGCACACAGAGUUGGGAAAUUUCCUAUGCAAUUCGAUACAAUUGGAAGUGGUCAUCCCAACAAUCCUAACACAAUACAACAGCAAUCAUACAGCUGGACAAUACCAAGAAAUCCCACCAAGAAAGCGUCAAUACCCGCAUCUGUCGUCGACGACUUCUCUGCUCUUCCAAUGGGACCGAUCGGCUUCGCACUCAACGGAGUACCAUUUUUCAACUUAUACAACAACAUGCACGAGGAUGCAGUCAACACAAACAGCUCGGGUUAUGAAGUAAUGGAUCUAUGUCACGGUCAUCCGGAUCAACGAGGCGCAUAUCACUAUCAUUAUCAACGACAAACCAAUGGAUGUCUAUUCGGUGUUUCUGGUGCUCAAAUCAAUGCGACUACUGGAAAGCGUUCUCCGAAGCUUGGAUAUGCAUUCGAUGGUAUUCCUGUGUAUGGGCCUAUCGGCGAAGGCGACAAACGUCCAACAGAUUUAGAUGCUUGCAAUGGCCGUUAUGACACAGAACUGCAACAAUAUGUCUAUCACACAACCAAGUUUAAGAGUCCGUAUAUUAUAGGAUGCUAUCGUUACAAACCGAUAACGAGCACUGUGUGCAGACCGCUUCGACCGCCUUGUCAUUUAAGAUGUCCAAAUGGCCUUGUUGUUGAUUCAAAUGGCUGUGACAAAUGCAUGUGUGCUGUUGUGCAAGGUACCAAAGCACCGACAACUAAAAUUGCAUCGCGUCCGGUUUGUGGUCCUGUGUGUGCCAUUCACUGCAAAUAUGGCAACGUUCCUGAUGCAAACGGGUGCCCAACAUGUAAAUGCAGAACAGCGCCAUGUCCAGCUAUUGACUGUAAUCCAGUAAAUCCAUGUCCUAAUGGUUAUGCUGUCAACAAGAAUGGAUGUCCGACAUGUCAGUGUCACUUAGCAACUGAUCGACCUACGCCCACUACAUAUGCUUGUCCAUUGUAUAAGUGUGUUCCGUGUCAAUACGGAUAUGCUAAAGAUGAGCAUGGGUGUCAGACGUGUCAAUGUCUUCCACAUCCUUGUCCAGCUAUUGACUGUGUAAAACCAUGUCCCAACGGUUAUGCUGACAACGAGAAUGGAUGUACAACAUGUCAGUGUCUUCCAGGAAGUGAUCAACCUACGUCUACUGCAUUUGUGUGUGCUCUGGUUUAUUGUUCUUCAUUUUGUCAUGAAUAUGCAAGGGACAGUUAUGGAUGUCAGACAUGUGACUGUUUUGUUGAACCUACUAUAUGUCCUUUGUACAAGUGUGCGGCAUGCCAAUAUGGAUAUGUGACUAAUGAUAAUGGAUGUCAGACGUGCGACUGCCUUUCAAAGCCAGUGUGUUUGUAUGGUGGGAAAAUGUACACAGCUGGAGCAACAUUUCCAUCAACCGAUGGAUGCAACCAGUGCACAUGUGACAGUAGCGGAACAUAUGCAUGUACAGAACUUGGUUGUGCGCCUCCUGCAUGUGUGUAUGAUGGAGCGCAAUACACACAAUAUACAUUCCCAGCUGCUGACGGCUGUAACGAAUGCAAUUGUGAUCCAAACAAUGGGUUUGUAACGUGUGGCACCAAACUUUGCAAGUCGAAGUAUGUGAUGGGAAGGGUUAAGUUUGAUGUUGAGUUUUACACUAUUGUACCUGCUGAUGCAUCAGAUUCCUACUUCAGAAGCUCAUUUCAGCAUCAACUUGGAGAUCGUUUGAAGAUGUCUCCAGCUCAAAUUAAAGUGCUGGAGGUAUGGAGCGGCAGCUUUACUAUCAAAUUUGUAGUGAUUGGAAGUGACAGGAGUGCCAUACAGCAGCAACUCUCUGCACUAAUUACAAAGGGGCAAAUGGCCAUAACGUAUAACAAACGUAAUCUGAUUGCCAACAGUGAAGAUUACGAGGUGAAGCAAGUGGAGACAACAGUUGGUGCUAGCGUCAGGGAUGAUGACGACAGCAGCAGUAGCAAUGCAGCUAUUAUUGCUGGCAGUGUGUGUGGUGGUUUGAUUGUUAUUGUGCUCAUUGUCAUCGCUAUUGUUUGGCUGAUGCAUCAAAACAAAGCUGCUGCCAUGUCCGGAGAGCGUUAUACAAAGACAAGCGCUACCUAUUCACACAUGGAUGACAAGAACGAAGACCCGACAAUCUCAACUGCCGCGUAUGACUAACAGCCACAUAACCCGCAUCACAUUGUGUGAACACUUUGUGUGGUGUGGUGGUUUACAUGGCAACAUAUUAGUGUAGCUCUUUUAUCAAAUUCUUCAAUUGUGAGUUUACAUGAUGUUGUUGUUGUGGCAGUCUGUUUGAUGUCCGUGUGUUUGGCUACUGGUACUUGGCUUACUUGCUUUCUGUUAGAUGGAUGGUCUUGUUAAAUUAGCUAGAGACAGUCAUGCACACAAAUGUCCGUGUGACAUAAUUGGAGGAGCCAUUUGCCAUGCAUGGAACAAUAUAUCUGACGUCAAUUUA